Molecule: messenger RNA, 988 nt
Organism: Malus domestica (apple)
Lineage: Eukaryota; Viridiplantae; Streptophyta; Magnoliopsida; Rosales; Rosaceae
Product: transcription factor MYB35-like
Source: RefSeq, a predicted model, not a curated record
AUUCUUGCCUAUGUAUCGAAACAUGGAGUCGGAAAUUGGACGUUGGUUCCUAAAAAAGCAGGACUCAACAGAUGUGGGAAGAGUUGCAGGCUUAGGUGGACUAAUUACCUGAGGCCUGACCUCAAGCAUGACAACUUCACUCCUCAAGAGGAAGAGCAUAUCAUUGACCUGCACAAGGCCAUAGGAAGCAGGUGGUCUCGCAUUGCAAAACGACUACCAGGAAGAACGGACAAUGAUGUCAAAAACUACUGGAACACCAAGCUCAAAAAGAAGCUUUCCAAGAUGGGAAUUGACCCUGUCACCCACAAACCCUACUCUCAGAUCCUCUCCGACUACGGAAACAUCAGCGGCCUCCCAAGCACUGACGGGAAUCAUCCGUUCUCGUCCCUUUUCAAGCAAUCGAAAAGUGCAUUCGCACCCGAAUUAAACUCUUCCUGCAUCACAGGAAUUCCAUACACCAAUGUGACCUUGAACCCUAAUAUUAAUGGACAAGGAUUUUCGCAACCAACUAACGCGUGCUGGGAGUCACACGAGGCUCAGAUUACGCCGUCCUCUUCUUCGUUCAAUUGGAGGGAGUAUCUUCUGUACGAUCCUUUUACAUCAGCUGAUCAUUUGAAGCAAGAACAAGAUUUGCAUGGGGUGAUGAUGUCAUCUCCAGAAAACCCUACAUUUGGAGUGCAAGGCAGCUCCGAUGCAAUUGAGGGAUGUGAUUUUGUAGGUCAAAGGAGCUAUGACUGGCCUGAUCACCAAGCUUCUUCAACUUCCAUGUGUUCGUUUGUGGAGACUAUCUUGGAUCAAGACAGUGAGAUGCAGGCAGCUUUUCCUCAACUUUUGGAUGCUUCUUUCGAUUAUUAAUUAGUUAAACUAUUUUUUGAUAUGAGGAUAUCCUAUAAACUAUUAUAAUUUAGAAGAAAAGGAUUCGAACUUGGAUGCAACGGACGAGCAUACUACCAUUAUACUGACAAUAACUCACAUCUGCAUUAAAGUA